AUGUUCUUUCCGAGCUUAGAAGAAAAAGGAGUGCCACAACUUUAUCCGAAAGAUUCAAAUGUUGAUUACAAGAAAGAACUCCAGUGGCUGAAUAGAAAAAUACAGUUGCAUAUAUUGGAGCUUGCGGAUGUUCUUGUGGAAAGGCCUUCUCAAUACGCAAAAAUAGCGAAAUAUCUUCGAUCUUCAAGAAUCUGCAUCUCAAUUCUUUACGGCCUCACCAAGCGAGAGCAACGCUUAUUCACAUUACAGAGCUUCAAAUUCAACAGGGAAAGCAAGCUGUGGAAAACAGUAAGAGGAGGAGAGAAGAAGCACAGAGACUUCUUAAGGAUGCUUUCCGUCACAGUAGAUGGACAAUAG
Molecule: messenger RNA, 357 nt
Organism: Thlaspi arvense
Lineage: Eukaryota; Viridiplantae; Streptophyta; Magnoliopsida; Brassicales; Brassicaceae
Source: the annotation of a GenBank genome assembly